GAGGGAUGUUUCUUAAGAGCUUAUUUAUUUUCAUCUGUGAAACUCUGCAAGCUCUGCAGUUUCACAAGAGCUUUAUUGCAAAUGUUGAGUUCCACCCCAUCGUUUCCGGCCAUCUUUUCAGAGGAGGAUGAGAGUCCAGCAACUGCAUCCCGCAGGAGGACCGUAGGUGUGUGUUUGGUCCCCCACCUCACCCCCAGCCCCAUAUUAUGGAUUAAAUUCAACCUUCACACAACAGGAAACCACUGUGGACUCUGGGGCACUGAUAAGCAGAGAGGAAGCAGGAUGUUGACAAGCCCAUUCUUGCAAAAGAUGCCUUGCACCAGACUUCGCAUCGGGCACCGGCAAUUGACCUAACGACUCCUUACAUUCCUAUCACCGGACCCAGGACUGGCUCUCAGGAUUGCGUUGCCACAGCCAUGGCCCCCAAGAAACCACCAGCACCAGCAAAGCCGGCGGCAGCGGCAGCACCACCUCCAGCACCAGAACAUGCUGGCAUGACACCGCAACGUUUAAAGAUGAUAUGGAUGUGCAUUGGUGGGACGGUAUUGGUCUUCGGUACCAUAGCUGCAGUGAUGGGCUACCUCUAUAGCAAUAUGCUAGCGGAACCACCCCAUCACCUUGAACCGUCGUUGAACAGACUCAGAAGCUCAAUGGCCGCUUCGUACAGACGCCCUAAGCUCAAUUACGGAAAUGCCAUAAAGGUAUCAGAUUUUGCUUUGACGUUGAUGGACACAUUGAAAAGCAACCAGCAUGAAUAUGCAGAGCAGAAGAAAAACUACCAAAAUCUCUACAAGAAAGAUACUAAAGCCAGAUCUGCUGGUACCUGGGGUGCCUUUGGGAGGAAUCUCUACUAUGUUUCAAAAGGAAGAAAGACCUGGUAUGAUGCGGAGAACUUCUGUGUGUCCAGAGAUUCCCACCUGGCCUCCGUCUUAAGUGAUGAAGAACAGAAUUACAUCACUUCUCAGCUCAAAGACCCCGCCUGGAUUGGUUUUACAGAUGAAAAGGAGGAAGGCAAAUGGGAAUGGACAGAUGGCUCCAGAGUAACAAAACAGUAUUGGCACGAGGAAAACACUUACUUCACAGAAAACAAGAGAAGAUUGGAGAAGGACUGCACAUCCAUAGUGCCUUCGCUAGCUGGAAACAAUUGGCACGAUACCUAUUGCCACGAACUACGGAACUGGGUUUGUAAGGAGAGCGUAGAAAUUUAAGUUGGCAAAACCUGGGCCAAUGCGUGACUGAAGACAGAAUGGGUUCCAUCCCAUGGUUCAACUUCAGGAGACGUCUGCUUAGAAAGAAUGAACAGAAAUAUACUAUUCCACGCAAGCCUUGUUCUUUGCGCUCCCUGAAACCAAGAGAGUUGAGAGGUUGUUUCAGGGGCGUCUUACCCAUAGAAGUUAGUGGCGCGGGGCGCCAGGGCGCCAGAUUUUGGAGGGCACCACAUGCUGUGUCCAGGAAGGAGAGUCAGGGAUCGCUCCCUUACCCGCUCAGGGAAACCCCUUCACGUCCCCUCUUGCCGGGGCUGCCUGGGUGCCUGAUGGGCAUAAUUGGGGGCGGUCACGGGGCGCCCCUUUCUGGCCGCGUCGCUGCCUGCGCGCCUCCCUGCGGAGUCUGCGAGGGGAGCAGGGAAGUGCCCUGUGCGAUCCUGGCACCAAGAGAGGAUGGCACAGCCUGCAAGCCACCUGAUCUGUUUGCUGGCACUCCUGUGGCGCAGACUUCCCCAGAUGGGGGCAGAUAAAGGGCACCGGGCACUUAGAGGGAGGCUUCGUGGGAGGCCAUCUGGGCUGCGAUCUGGGCGCCUCUUACUUACGUGCAGUGCUGAGUGCGCGCCGGAUCACGCGAUGUAAACGAGCCGGCCUGAAGUCCUUCCCCCCCACUUAAAAAUUAUGGUUAUUAUUUGUUGUUCCCUAAUAUCAUUUCCCCCCCAAAUUCUUAGCCUCCUCUUUCUUUAUCCUUUUUAAAGACCUCACUUAGUUGAAAAUAUUGAAACCAAUCUGUAAUCUAAUUUGGAAUCCCUUCCUUAUUUUAUUUUUUUAAAUCUCUUAAAAUUAAGGAGAUCCUUAUAAGUACCACAAUUCUUAUCCAAAUUUACUUUUUUCACUGCCACAGCCCCAGUAGGAGAUAUCCAAUCAAGGGUCUUCCUUUCUAGAAGGUCUUUGUGUCUUGCCAAAACACUACAUAAGUUCUUCCUUAUUAUGUGGUUUAGGAAUCCCUUAUGCAGCUUGGUUUUCCCAUAGUAAAGGUAAGCAUGCCAUCCAAAAGAUAGGUUGAAACCCUCUAGGUCUGCGUUGUUUGCAUUUUUUAGUUCCACCCAUUCCUUCAUCCAACACAAACAUGCCGCCUCGUAAUACAAUUUCAGGUCUGGGAGAGCAAACCCCUCUCUUUGGAGAGGAGAAAGCAAUAGAAAAAGAAAAAGAAAUAAAUAAACAAAGAGUGGAAAAGAGGUUAAAAGAUAAAGAUAGAAACAAAUGGCGAAAAUAAAGGGCUUUUGAUUCCUCAUAUGUCCACUAUAUAAAACCAAUAUUUGCUUCAUCCAAUCAAAUAUAACACCCAACAAAGCCACUUUUUAUAAACAAGCAUGUUCAAUCCUCAAAUGGCACUGGGCACUUUCUGCAGUUUUAAAAGUUGUUCCUGGCUUUUGUUGGGGGCGGG
This is a messenger RNA of Podarcis muralis (Common wall lizard), 2649 nucleotides long. The record is from RefSeq and is a predicted model, not a curated record. NCBI's taxonomy places the organism in Eukaryota, Metazoa, Chordata, Lepidosauria, Squamata, Lacertidae.